Musa acuminata AAA Group (dessert banana) is the source of this 1068-nucleotide messenger RNA. RefSeq lists its product as uncharacterized. Lineage: Eukaryota; Viridiplantae; Streptophyta; Magnoliopsida; Zingiberales; Musaceae. The transcript has 2 exons. The coding region runs from base 66 to 866 and encodes 266 amino acids. The record is from RefSeq and is a predicted model, not a curated record.
UUCCCCCUCGCCCUGCAAAUCGAAGGUCCCAUAGGAGGCCGGUGCUUUUGUAGAUCCUGCCGGGAAUGGGUUUGGAUCAUUGGACUCUCGAAGCGGUCACCAUGGAUGCUGGCUUUCCUUCCGUCUGGGGUUUUCAUGAGAGCAUGGAGGAUUUGAAGCACAAGCUUCUGUGCACCACCUCGGAGCUGGAAGCGCUGCGGGCCAACGCCAAGGAGGAGAUACGGAAGAGGGCGGAGAACAUCGAUCAGUUGAUCCGCCUCCUCCAAGUGAUCGCCCACGAGAGAGAUGUGGCCAGGGAUCAACUUCAGCUUCUGCUCAGCAAGAUCUCGCAGCCUAACACGGGGGAGUACUCCCCCACGCAGACUCGAGGGAGCUGCAGCGUGACCGAGUCCGACAGCCUCUCGGCGACUCCCAACCAUCAUUCCUACGGCCGCGGCGGCGCAUCUCCUGGUUCCCCUGAACUGCCGAGCAUCAACAUGGGCGUCCCGCAGCAGCAAAAGUACGACCGGGGUUCCGCCAUAAUCGACGGCCUCGCGAUGAAGAGACCGCUGCCGCGGAAGGGGAAGCUGCUGCAAGCUGUACUGGAAGCAGGCCCUCUGCUGCAGACGGUUCUCCUCGCAGGGCCGCUCCCCCAGUGGCGCAAUCCUCCGCCGCUGCAACAAUUUCAAGUUCCCCCGGUGGCUGCUGUCAGACUUCACAACGCGUCGCUGUUCGACGAAAAGAUCGUACCGGAUCAGAUCAACUCUGCGGUGCUGAACACAUCAGGUGGCACAGGCUCGUUCACGACGAAGAGGACGAUGGCCUCGCCAUGCAUGGGAAGCUACGACACCUGGAAUGUGAAGAGGCAAAAGACUCAAUGUACGUGAAGGAGAUGAUGACAAUGGCUUUCCAAGUAGCUUAGAUCCAGUUCUGGUUAGGAGGCACUAGUCUUCAGCUUAUUAUAUAUACAUAUAUAUAAUGUUUAUGAUGUAAAUGGCAGGAGUUGGUUUCUUCAUGUCGUCGACCGUGCUUUCUUUUCUGGCUUACCGAUGCUAUAAAGUUUUCUCGUAAACUGGAAAUUUCAAUUUA